This is a messenger RNA of Frankliniella occidentalis (western flower thrips), 588 nucleotides long. RefSeq names its product putative nuclease HARBI1. The transcript has 4 exons. NCBI's taxonomy places the organism in Eukaryota, Metazoa, Arthropoda, Insecta, Thysanoptera, Thripidae. Bases 1 to 588 code for a protein of 195 amino acids. The record is from RefSeq and is a predicted model, not a curated record.
AUGAUUGAUGGCUCACUUGUGCCAAUUUUCCCACCAAAUAAACCAAACCGGCCAUAUUACUGCAGAAAAGGAUUCACAGCUAUCAAUGCUCUACGUGUUUGUAAUGCAGAUCUGAAAAUUCUUACAGUCAAUGCUAGAUAUGUGGGGUCAUCUCAUGAUUCCCAUGUCUACAAUGAAUCUGGUCUUGAUCCAGUUAUGGAAGUAGCUCAUAGAGAGGAUCGCUGCUGGCUCCUAGGUGACUCUGGGUAUGCCCAUUUACCAUGGCUUAUGACACCUAUAGAAAAUGCAGCACCAGAAACUCCAGAAGCAAGUUUCAAUAUGCUUCAAGCUAAAUGCCGGAAUCCUAUUGAACGGUUGCUCCACAACUUGUUGCUUGAGGAACGUGUUGCAAUUCCAGUCAACUAUGCUGUCUUCAUGGAUCCUCCAGAGGUGGACAAUAUUGUGGAUCCAAUUAAAUUACAGAUGCGACCUGCUCGUCUACGUCAAGUAGCUGAUGCUAAUAGAGCGUAUCUGGUUCAGCAUGCCCAUUGGCAUGUCAAUCGUGAUCAGUGGCUAUAUUUUGUAAUUUUGAAUGAAUGGCCUUUGUGA